AUGGCAAGAGUAGAAAACAAUCCUGAUUCUUUACCUAUAAACAUUCCAUCACGUCAUCAAAGACGAAGUGAAACAGGAAACAAUUUAACCAACGUUGCAUCUUCUCUAACCGGUGCAUUACAAUCAUGGACAAGGAAUUAUAGUCUCACCGCAAGUACCUACACGAGCAACAAUUUUGUCGUUCCAGUUUCAUUUAUCGGAAGCAAUUAUGAACAAGCGGGAACGUUUGGACAAAUUUAUUAUUAUAGACCGGGAGGACUAAUUCAAAAUCCAGGACCAUCUUCAAUUCAAAGUUAUAACACAAUAUCUCCUUCACCUCAUAGCCCCCCCUCAAAUUAUGGAUCAAUUACACAAGAUGCUCAAGAUGUUUAUGAUUCAAAGUUAAUUUCUGCUAAUACAAAUCAAAUCGGAGAAGAUUUAUUUGGAAUCUCAUUUACCGAUAAUAAUACUGCUGACGAUCAUAAGAUACGUCCAACGAUAAUUUCUGAGCAUACUCCUAUCGUUCGAAAAGAUUUAAAGGGUUCAUACGUUUUAGCUUCAUCAUCUACAGAUAAAGAAAUUCCUGAGCGAGUUGAGACAAAUUUUCGACAAUCAAUUUUCAAUUCUUGCAACAAUUUCAUCGGAGCUAAUGCGUUUGGAGAAAAAUCAAGAAUUUUUAUCUCGGUACUGUUCUGUCUUGAACUUUUAACUUUGGCUGUAGCACUUAUUAUCUUGAUCGGAGAUUCAUUAUACGCGAUCUUCCCGGAUGUACCCUUAAUGUUACUAAAAGUUAUCGCAUGGAUGAUCAUGACACCAUUAACUUUGAUUACCAUAAGACAUUUUUCAUAUUUAACAUUGUUUGGUAUAUUAAGUGCCAUAUGUUUGGUAAGUUUUAUGAUAAUCGAUGGAUUUGCGAAACAUGAAAGACCUGGUAGUUUAAUUGAUCCCAUGGAAACCGAUAUCUUCCCUUUCCGGUGGUACAACGUGCCAAUGAGCUUUGGACUGAUCAUGGCUGGAUUCACGGGACACGUCAUAUUUCCAAAUGUAUAUCGAGAUAUGCAAAAUCCAAAACAAUAUCCGAGAGUGGUUAAUUGCACUUAUGUAUUAACAGCUGCUUUAAAAUUCCUUAUUGCAGUAUGCGGUUAUUUAAUGUUUGGCAAUACUGUCAUGCAAGAAGUUACACAAAACUUAAUUGCAACGCAGGGUUGCAAUCGCAAACUUGAACAAUUUAUGAUUUGGCUAGUGGUGGUAUAUUCGAUAUCAAAAUAUGCAUUCAUUAUGAAUCCCAUCAACUUAACAUUUGAAAUUUAUUAUCAUUCAAUUCCACGAUUAGAAGGUUUGUGUAAGAGUGGUAGAGGACGUCAAGUUGCACUUAGAACAUUUACUCGUAUAUCAUUAUCAGCUAUUGUAUUGUUAGUCGCAUUACAAAUACUUGAAUUUGAAAGAGUUGUAGGUGUGUUGGGAAGCUUUUUCUCUUUAUUCAUGUCUGUUAUAUUUCCUUGUACUGUCAAUUUAAAAUUAUUUGGAAGGAGGAUGAGUUGGAAAGAGAAAACUUUGAAUAUAUGUCUCCUUAUUGUUUGUAGUAUUUUAAGUGCUUUGGGAACUAUCUGGUCUUUCUUACCUACUCAACAAGAACAGCAAGAUCAUCAAAAUAGGGGAUUUUAA
Molecule: messenger RNA, 1644 nt
Organism: Funneliformis caledonium
Lineage: Eukaryota; Fungi; Glomeromycota; Glomeromycetes; Glomerales; Glomeraceae
Source: the annotation of a GenBank genome assembly